Molecule: messenger RNA, 5268 nt
Organism: Schistosoma bovis
Lineage: Eukaryota; Metazoa; Platyhelminthes; Trematoda; Strigeidida; Schistosomatidae
Source: the annotation of a GenBank genome assembly
AUGUGGAUAAAACAAAAACGACAUAGAUACAAUUUACAAAUAUUGAUUUUUUUAGUAUAUUUUAUUCAUUCAUGUUAUAAUAAAUCUAUAUAUAAUGAAUUAAUGAAUAUGAAUGAAAUUAAUAAUAGACAAACUAAUUUAACACAACCAUAUCAAAUUUUAUUAACCAUGAAAGAAUCAUCAAUAAUUAAUACAGAUUUAAUUAAUAUAAGUAAUAUAAUGCAAAAUUAUAAUAUACAAUUAAAAACAUCAAUGAAUGAAUUCAAUAAACAUACUACUUCAAAAAUUAUGAAUUUUGAAAUAUUAGAUAUAAGUAGUAAUUUAUUAACAGCAUAUCAACAAAGAAAUCAAAAUAAUUUAUUAAAUAUUAUUGAUUUAAAUUCAAUUAAUGGUAUUAUUAAAUUUAAUGUACCAUUAGAUCGUGAACGUAUAUGCAAUGAUUUACAAUAUACAAAUAAACAAUGUACCAUAACAUUAUUAAUAGCUGCAUAUAAAAUGAAUAAUCAUAAUAUAAAUCAUCAUGAUCAAGAAGAAGAAGAACUAAUGAAUAAUGAAGAAUAUAAUAAAUAUAACAAUGAAUUAAUAUGUAUUGAAUUAAUUAUAACCUUAUUAGAUAUCAAUGAUAAUUCACCAUAUUUUCCACAAAUAUCUGAUAUAGAUAAUCAUCCUAGAAUAAUAACAAUUGAAGAAGAAUGCCCUAUUGGUACAAUGAUUUCAUUACCAAUAGCUAAUGAUAUAGAUUCAAUUGAAAAUGGUAUUAUUAAAUAUGAAUUAUAUCCAAUUACAAAACAAAUGGAAAUAGUACAAUUAUUUGAAAUUGUACAAUUUAGAGGAUCAAGAAUUCAAUGUGAAGAUAUGAGUAAUAAAGGAAUACAUGAUAUUAAUUAUACAUAUAAUUUAAAUCAAGAAAUAAAUCAAGAUUUAUUACCUAUAAUACCAUGUUUAAAAAUUAUUGGUAGAUUAGAUCGUGAACAAGUAUCACGUUAUGCAGUACGUCUUGUUGCAAUAGAUACUGGUGGAAGAAAAGGUGAAAUAAUUUUACGUAUAAUAAUACGUGAUAUUAAUGAUCAUGCACCAUUAUGGGCUGAUAAACUAGAAACAGAAUUAUCAACUGGUAGUUUAUUGUUUAUGGGAUCAGAAAGAAUUACAUUUCAAUCAAAUGAAAUAAUAGAAAAUAAUGAACAUGGUAGAACAAUUGUAAAAUAUACAUUUCAAAUUCCUGAAUGUACUAAUCAAAGACAAUUAUUACGUUUAAAUGCAAAUGAUAUGGAUGAAUCAGAAAGUGAUUAUGGUCGGAUAAAAUAUCAUUUAAAUGAUCAAACACAAGAUUUUGAACAAUUAAGGCAAAGAAUUUUUAUUUCUGGAGAUCAUAUUUACUUAACUGAUCUUGGUUUGAAAGAUUUAAAUCAAGCUAAUUUAACUAUAAUUGUAACAGCAACUGAUGGUGCUGGUAAAAGUAGCGAUGCAUGGAUACAUCUUUUAGUGCAAGAUUGUAAUGAUCAUAAACCAAUGAUUUUAAUGAGAAAUACUGAGUUUUCACUAGUAGAAAAUACUGUAGGUAAACAGCAGUUAAUAAGUUUAAUAACAGUACGUGAUUUGGAUUUGACUACAUCGCCCAAUUCGGAAUUUUAUUGCAGUUUAAAUGAUACAACAUAUCUGACACUUUACGAAGUCAUGUCUGGACCAAAAUUAAGUGAUCAACGCUAUCAAGAAAGUAAUCUAAACACUAAUAAUAAGCAUGACGGAUUCUUAUCUCACAGACAUGAUAAUGAUGACGAAAAGAAUACUGGUUUCUUUCGUCAAGGAAGAUGGGUUGUUUAUCGACUAGAAUCUAAAAAUUCAACAUCAUUUGAUCGUGAAGCAACACCAUACUACAAUGUACUGUUACAAUGUUCUGAUAAAGGUUCACCAAUGCUUACAUCAAAUCGAUUGAUAACAGUCAACAUCCUUGAUGUGAAUGACAAUGCGCCUAUGUUCAUUAUGCCUAAUCAACCACAAUCAGCUCAUUUAUUUUCAGUUAAUUCAGAGAGUCAUAGAAAAGUAUUUUAUCAAUCAAUUUCAUCAUCCUCAUCAUCAUCUAAUUCUGUUCGCCAAAAAACGGAUCAGUCAUUCAUUUAUCAUUUCAAUCUACCAGAAAAUUCUUUACGUGGUACAAUAGUUGGCAGUGUUCAUGCUAUUGAUCUAGAUGCUGGUGAUAAUGGUCGAGUAACUUUUCAAUUAAAAAGUCAAAUUCCAUUUUAUUUAAAUAAACCAAUUUCAUUAAAUACAAAAAAUCAUAAUACAACAGUUGCAACUAAUCAUAUUAAUAAUGAUAAACAAAAUGAUAGUAGAAAUGAAAAAGAAUCAAUUUAUAUGGAUCAUGUAUUUAAUUUAGCACCAAAUGGUGAUAUUCAAUUAAUUAAUGAAUUAGAUAGAGAAAUAAUAGAUUGUUAUGAAUUACAUAUUAUUGUAAGUGAUAAUGCAAAAAUCAAUCGAUUAUCAUCAACAGCUACAGUUAUAAUUAAAAUAGAUGAUGUAAAUGACUGUAGACCGGAAUUCUUUGGGGAUUACAUAUUUGAAAUUGUUGAAAGUUACGGUUCAUCAACUAUUCACCAAAUCCUUGGAUCUAUAGUAGCUACAGAUAUGGAUUUGGGGCGUAAUGGAUCAAUAACAUAUCAGCUUGGUGCUCAACAAGAUAGUCGGAAUGAUAAUAUAAAUAACAAUAAUCAUAAUUUGAUAAUCAAUAAAUCACCCAGUUCAACAAACACAUUUGGUUCACGCCUAAUACAGAUCAGUCACGAUGGUAAACUAACUGUCUAUGGGGUGAUCGAUCGAGAAAAGACUCCUAUAAUUGUACUGACAGUAAUUGCAGAGGACAAUGGAAUUCCUGUUAAAUUAUCUAAUUCUGUGACUGUUACAAUUCAUGUAUUAGAUUUGAAUGAUAAUAAACCACGUUUCAUUGAAUCAUCAUCACGUUCACAGUCAGUAAACAAGGAUGAAACAUUAAAGGGAAAUCUUGAUAAUACAGGAAUGAAUAUUGUUUCGCCGGCAUUGGGUUUUAAGCUAAAUCUAAGCUUGGAUACAAAUGUUGGUACACUUUUGACUGUGUUUGAAGCUUAUGACCCAGACAACGGUCCCAAUGGAACUGUAGUUUUCAAUAUGGCUUACUCAGGAGCACUUGGCAUAUCACAUGAUGUUAAAAACUUAAAAAGUGGAAAAACUGAUGAAGAUAUUUCUGAUAUACCAACAUUUACUUUGCAGCCAGAUGGUCGUCUUCUCUUGUCUAAGAGAUUAGCGUAUUCCGAUAUGAUAUCUCCUACACCCAACAGUUUUCCAAAAAGAUAUCGUAGACCGGAUAGAUUGUUAAUACGUGUUUCAGAUAAAGGACCAACUCCAGAACAAUCGGUUACAAGUUUACAAAUAUUCUACUACGAUCCUAUUGAUACAAUACAUAACACAUAUUCUGAGGAUUAUUUUCACAUGGUAAAUGCAAAAAGCGAUGCCAACAGGAAUAGUGAAUAUGCUUCAGUGCAUCAAAAUAAAGAAACCAGCAAAAGUAAGCAUUACGCGUACAAAAUGAAUCGCCAAGCAUUACUUGGUUCAAGUGGCGGAGGUAAACUUUCAUCACAAUCAUACAUAAGAUCGGAACUAAAUAACUCCAAACCAUUUACAUUACCUGCUAUGUAUUUGUUGGCUUUAGCAGUUUGUUUGGCUUUAAUACUUGUGAUAAUUAGUUUUGGAUGCUUUUAUGUGAAACUAAGAAGAACAAGUUUGACAAAUAAAGGUGAAGAGAAAUAUGAUAGUAUAGGUAAGAGCGAGAUUCAUACUGAUAGCUUAAUCAGCUGUAAAAAAAAUAACAAUGGUGAUAUACGUUUAGACAGUACAUUAUCAAGUCGUUCAAAAAAUGAUGAGUCACAAAUCAUUACUGGUUCUCAAAAUAAAAUAUUUUCUGAUUUUGGAAUUAAUACAAUUAACUGUAGAAGUUUAUCACCAACAUACAUUGUACGAGCUUAUGAUCACAUCAAUGUUGUACCUUCUAAUGAUCCUCAUACAAAUACAAUCAUGUCUAUUCCUCAUUCCACAAUGGAUAGUUCCGACUACACUCCAUUAUCAAUUAAUCAAAUAAAUUCUCUACAAAACUCUUGUUUAUCACCAUCAGUUUUACAGAAUGAUUUAAACAAGCAAGUGAUUAAUAAUAAUCAAAGACUGUUCAAAAAUGCAUAUUUACUUAAACCAUGUGAUUCAUUAUAUGAAGAUCAAGCAUCACCGAUGUUAUUCAACCAAUUGGAGUUAUGUAAAACAUUGAAUCGACAAAAGCAGUAUAGUAUUCUGUCAAAUCAUCCAGUUGAAGUAAUAAAUAAAAAUACAUUCGAUGAAGAUGAUGAUAUUAGAAAUAUUGGUAAAAUAUUUCAAGCAAAUAUUUCAGAUUCCGUUUCAACGUUUAUCGAUUCUAAAUGUCAGAAUAACAAACCAACAUUAAUUAGCUUUGAGGGUAAAUUAACUGAUAUAUCUACCGAUAACAAACAUGGCUUUAAACAAAAUCAAUUACUUCCAGUCAGUGAAACAUCAGUAUUGUCAUCUUCAACGACUACAAACACGAACACCACCACCACCAACAACAACAACAACAAUAACAACAGCAAUGAUUGUCACAGUAACAAAGAUAAUUUUUCCACAAUUCAUAAACCGAAAUUUAAAUUAUUUUCCACGAAAAAAUAUGAAUCACAUAAAAAUAAUAUCAAUAGUGAUCAUUAUAAUCAACUAAAAGGUGAUGAUUCUCAACUAAUUAUUGAUCCUAAUCAAAUGACUAGUAAUAAUAAUGGAAACUCAAAUAAUUUACCUCAAAUAACAUCUUCAUUUGUUUAAUUUUAAUAUUGUCUGAUAUGAUAAGUUUUGUGUUUAAGUGACUCAAUGAACUGUAUUGUUUUUGGCUCAAUUCAAUUAUACAUAUAGGAUCAAAUUAUGUGAUAAUAUAUUUAAAAAUUCUUAUCCUGAAGUGAAUAUUUCUUUGAUUAACAUGAUAUUUCUGUGAAUUGUUUAUUUGUUCUAUGAAAUUACGAUUUUGUACAUAUAGAAUUUUGUAUAUAUAUAUAUGUAUAUCUGUUAUAUGAAAGCAUUUUGUUGGAUGAAUACAAACUACAUUGUUUUGUAACUACAUUAUUAUAAAUGGGAUCCGUAUUUUACAUAAUUGAUAGUGUUCAGCUUAAAUUGUCGAAAGAUCUGUUUCUUCUUUACAGGUGUUAGUUUAACUGAAAUUGAGAAAAAAUAAAUCAAUCUACUAUACAUUUU